UGCUGCUUUGGCAGAUCAGCGGGGAGAGCACACAGAAUGCAGAGAGUCGGCUAUCGUCUUAACAUUUUUCCCAAAGGAUUAAUUUCACCUGCUUCUCUGCUUUUCCUGGUAGACUUUUUCUGUGCCUUUUAAUCCAAAGGAUGGAGUUCUGUCACAUUUUAAACCCCUCUAAAUAGUUUUGGGAAUGGACUUUCUCUCUCCUCCCCAGCCUUUUUUAUUUUUUUUGACAAGUCCGAAAAUUGUGAAGUAAGUGGACAGAGCAACUGAGAGCUGAGAGGGAGAAGACGCUCCAUUCUUUUAGUGCAGUGGGCUGAGGCAGAAAGGCCAUUGUAAUGGUAAAUUGCGUGCAGAAAGGAAGAAAAGACCAAUAAUCAAUCACAAAUGAAGCAUUCGCUUGGAUUUUGGCAAGUUGCUGCCCAGGGGCUUUUAAAUCUAUGAACAUUUUAUUUGCUUUUUUUUUGCCUACGCCUUUAAAACACAAGUUUGAUAUAUCAAGGACAGGAAGAUAAAUCUUUAUAGAGCUGUCAUGCCCAGGAUAGCUGGGAAUGGGGAAAGCACAGUGCUGAAACAACAAUAGAAUGUCACAAUUCUGAAGGAGGAACAAUGUGCUGAAAUGUUGGUGGGAACCGUUUUUAACCCAUCACCUUGGACUGCCGCUCUGAAGAAAAGUUUUCCGUCUCAGGCUCAUCUUGUUUCACUCAUUCAGUAAUGAGCUGUGGGAGCUUCUGGGGCGCAGCUUCGUUGUUCUGUGAUUGCCUGAGUGGGUUUUGUAUUUGACUGAGUAUGUGAUAGGACAGAUGAGGAUGUUGGACAAUAUUAACAGCAGCCUAUCAUCUCCAGAGCCCAGCGCCACCCAGAAGGGAAGAUACAUCUACCUGGAGGCACUGCUCCAAGGAGGCGCGCCGUGGGGAUUCGCGCUGCAGGGCGGGCUGGAGCACGGCCAGCCAUUAAUCAUCUCUAAGGUCGAGGAGGGAGGUAAAGCGGACUCCCUGCCUUCCAAGCUGCGGGCUGGUGACGAAGUGGUGAACAUCAACGAGGUGGAACUGAGCAGCUCCAGAAGAGAGGCCAUCUCCCUGGUUAAAGGGUCCUACAAGAAACUCAAGCUGGUCGUCCGCAGGUUUCCAUGGGCACCCCGUCCCCUCAUGGCUGCAGUGGGACUGAUCAGACAGUCAGGAUUACUCAUGGACACGCAUGCAGCCGAGGGAUGCGCCGGCCUGUCUGCCAGCCCAGCCUGUGUGACCGCUGACUUUCCGCCCAGCAAAACCACGUGGUCGGGAGGAGUUAAGUUGCGGCUGAAGACCAGGCGGAGUGAAACUCCAGGCCGACCUCACUCCUGGCAUUCAGUCAAACUUGCGGAGAACCAGCCCGAUCCCAGCAUGAUGCAAAUAUCUCAGGGUACGCUUGGCACCCCUUGGCAUCAGUCCUACCACUCCAGCUCCUCAACCAGCGAUCUCUCUGGCUACGAGCAUGGCUAUCUGAGGAGAAGUCCCGACCAGUACAGCUCCCGGGGCAGCAUGGAGAGCUUGGACCACUCCUCCCCUGCCUACUACCCUUGUCACCUGUCCCCGGCCAAAUCCACCAACAGCAUCGACCAGCUCUCCCACCUCCACAGCAAGAGAGACUCUGCCUACAGCUCCUUUUCCACCAACUCCAGCAUCCCUGAGUAUCCCGCUCCUCUGCUGGGCAAGGAGCACUCCUGCUCCACGGACAGCGUGCACCCCCGCGGCGGCCCGCAGGAGGGGAUGAGGCAAGCCGACAUCAGGUACGUCAGGACGGUCUACGACGCCCAGCGAGGGAUCUCCGAGGAGUACGAGGUGAAGUCCUCCGCCUUGCUCCCGAGCUGCGAGGCCCGUGCCCCGCUGGACGGUCGUGGCCGCGGCAUGCUCCACGGCUUCGGCCGGCACAACGCAGCUCCCUCCUGGGCACAGCCAGCCCAGGGCUCCUCGGACAGCCAGAACCAGUCCCCCAGGGGGCCCCCUUUGCCUCCCGCCCGCAGCGACAGCUACGCGGCCAUCAGGCACCACGAGAGGCCCAGCUCCUGCGCUGGCCUUGACCUGAGCAAGCCCAGUCGAAGCCAGCCGAAAGGGACGUGGCCUCCGCUUGUCAGCACUCUCUCCCAGGGGCUGAAGAGCCCCUUUGCAGAAGGGCUUCUGCACACUGUGGUGGAGAAGAGCCCAGAGAGCAGCCCCACCGUGAAGCCCAAGCAGAGCUACUCCCAGCCAGGGCAGCCCCUGCUGCCUACUGGUGUCUACCCGGUACCUUCCCCAGAGCCGCACUACGCCCAGGUGCCCCAGCCUUCGGCAAGCAAUAACGGGACGCUUUAUCCAGCUCUGGCCAAAGAAAGCGGGUACUCGCCACCCAUUCCAGUCUCAAAGGCUGUAGCCAGCAGCACCUUGGGCUUUGAUGAGAAUGGAAACCAAAGCACUACAAACAGAUCAGCUGUCUUCUACCAGUCCCUAGCUGCUGAGAAAAAGCACGAUGCUGCAGCAAAACUUCUCCAGCAAAAACCUUCUAGCUCGGUUGGCCCAGAAGUCUGUCUGACCACAUCGAGAAAGGAGGAGCUGUUACCCAAACACAGCUUUCAAGCUCCACAGCCGCAGCUGAGGGAUGCUGGUGAGAGAAGAACCCAUUACCAGCCCAAAGAGGACUGGGUGGCCGAAUCCCAGGAGGACAAAAAUGGUAAUGCACAGAUAAACGAGAGAGACGCUGCUGCUCAUCACCAGUGGGGUCACAGCACGGCCAAGCAGUAUGGCUUCUCCUCCUUGCAGAACAUCCCAGAGAGUUCCAGGAGGCAAAGCAGCUCCGAGCUAAGAGAGAUGCAGCCAGGCGAGGGCUACUGCAACACCAGACUGUCCUUCUUGAACAGCAGCUGUAAAGAGGAGAAGGAUCACAGGGAACAGGGGCCCAGACAGUGGAGUGACAUGAACACACAGGCCUUUGGGAGUCAGGAAGAGGGGGGCAUGAGCACAGCCCCAUUCCAUGCUGCUGAGCCCAAAUGCGAAGAGCCCCCUUCGCCGCAGCACCCAAAGGCCUCUGAUUUUGGGAGGAGCCGGCUCAGUUCUAGCAGCACCCAAAGCUUUCCCUACGGCAAACCAGACCCCAGCAAGCCCCGCUGCUCGGUGCUGGAGAAGGUCAGCAAGUUUGAGCAGCGAGAGCAGAGCACUCACCGGCCCUCCAGCGCUGGCGUGCCCAGCUUCGGCCAGCACUACGGGCCAAGCAGGGCGAGCCAGCCCUCGGGCACCAGGUCCUCUCUCAACAGCCUGGAGGACACGCGGGGCAAGCUCCACGAGCCCGGCCACCUGCCCGCUGAGCCAGGCAGGCUCUCCAGCCCCUCCGUCAGGAACGGGAAGCUUGAAGAGCUCGACUGGCGCCCCGUGGAGCUGCAGAUGGUGGCUUCGGCGAAGCAGGCGAGAGCCAGCGAAUGCUACAGCCUGUGUCCUGAAAGCAAGGUGCAAGUAAGGACGGCUCAGCUGCCAAGGAGUAAAAGCACGUUCCAGCUGGGAGAGGAGCCGGAGAAGGAGGUCCUGUGGAAGGACAACAUCCAGGAUGCCCACGGCUCGCAGCUGGACACACCGUUCAACAGGGCCUACAGGAACAGCAUCAAAGACGCUCAGUCCAGGGUGCUGAGGGCCACUUCGUUCCGCCGUAUCAGCCCCCCGUUUGGGAGCACACCCAAGAGGACCGCGCAGAGGCCCGCCUCGGCCCACGUGGGCAUGAGGAGCACGGCUGCAUCGCCGCACACCCCGAAGGAGAGGCACAGCGUCACGCCGACAGAAAGCAGCCUCUCCGCCAUGGACUAUGCCAAGGCGCAGCACAUCUUGCGCAUCGGGGGCCGAAGGCGGCUGACGGCGGAGCAGAAGAAGCGGUCGUACUCAGAGCCGGAGAAGAUGAAUGAGGUGGGCAUCUCUGACGGGGACCAGUCACCUUUCUCCUUCCAGAAGAAAGGGCUCCAUUUUGUCUUCCCAGAGAAUACGGUGGCUGAUCGGCGUAAGAUCUUUGAAAGGGAUGGCAAAACUUCCUCCACAGCCAGCAUCUCCAAGCCGGAGCUCAAGCAGCUCCAGCAGAGCGCCCUUGCUGACUACAUGCAGCGCAAAACAGGGAGACGGCCGUCCUCGCAGGACGUGGGGCUGCUGAGGGAGCGCUCCCACAGCUCCUACCUACAGGCAGGUGGCCCAGACAGCCAGAGCCUUUCCUCCGCCUCCAGCAUGAAUUCCCUGCAGGACCAGAACCUGUACCGCCGGAGAGAGUCCCUAGAGCAGGUGUGCAGGACGGGGCGGAUAUCUUCCACCCUUCCUCCUGGACUGAUGGGCUGCUUCGACGUGAGCGGAGAUGAGAAGAAGAAAGGGCGGAAGGACAGCUCGGUCACAAGCCGCCUGAAAACGGACAGGUGCCGGGAUUCCAGAGCCAAAGCAGAGCUCAGCAAAGGCACACAGACAGACCUGCUGGGCGCGCAGGGCCAGCCGCGCUGCGGGAAGCAGGAGCAGGGCUUUGAAAGACGCUCGAGCACCAGGAAAUCUGGGAAAUCCAUGUCUGUGGAAGACUUGCUCGAUAGGUACGACAAUCAGAAAGUCCCUGUGCAUGUACGUUCCAGAUCGUCUCCCACGGCAGAUAAGGAACACCAGGACCUGCUGAGAAGGGAAAACAGCGAAUUUGGCCCCAUGGUGAGAGAUCCUUUCUAUGUGGUCAGCGCAGGAGCCAGGUCUACCACCAAGAAAGAAAGAAGCCAUUCAGAAAAAAUGGCAUUCACAAGUUAUUACCCUCAUCCUCACCGCAGCAGCGACAUUGCCACCGGGUCUGCCACACUGACCGAGAACCACAAGCUCUCAGAACUUUCCAGGCCAGAUAGCAGGACUUCUGCAUUUGUCCCAUCCCCAACAGAGGCAAGGAGUCACUAUCCUGAGCAAAAGCAAGGCUUUAAACCCUUGUUCCUUAACCUUAUUCCUUCUGGAUCUAGCCAGUCCUCCCUGAAUACGCCCACCCAGACUCCUUCAGACUUCCAGACUGCAGGUCCGAGACAGCACCAUGCCAAACGAGAUGCCGGUCCUCCCGAGGGCAGCGGUAAUGUUCAAGCACAGUCUUUCGAUGCUGUCCAGGAUAGGUUCCCUGAGACUCCCACGGAAGAAAUGAUGUGGAGAAGGAAAGCGGGGCCGCUUCACAGAUCCCUGCCGCCCAAAGUGGUGUGGGCUCACUUGGUGAAAGACAACAGCUACUCCAGGGCUGUGAUGCCUCCUCCAGCAGCUGGGCUGAAGUUCUCCCAGAGGUGGCAGUCCCUGCCGACACACAGCAGCACUUCUUCCGACCCAGACACUCCUUCUCCCCAGGGGACAACCCAUCUCCGCAUCUCGGAAUCGGCCCUGCAGCUCACGCCGCCGGCAUUGCUGCAGGACGAUGACGAUGACGAGGUGUUUGUCAUGCCUUCCCAGCCCGCUCCAUCCAUCUCACCGCUGCUGCCAUCCCAUCCUCCUCCUGCGCUGAGCUCUUGCCCUUCUGCAAGCGGCGAGGAGGAAUUCCCUCCUCUUCCCCCACCGGCGGUGCUGCAGGAGAGCGGGGCAGCUGGAGACAAAUCCGCCAGGCUCACAGAGGAGGCCGCAGCAAGCAGCUUCCAAAGCUUUCCCAAAGCCCUGGCCGAGAGGGAGGUAACAGAGCUGGGCACCAGUGUCGGUGAGAAUAGUCGGUCCCUCUCACCACCUGCGUCAAAGCGGACUAGCUCUCCAUCUGCUGUGGAUAAGCAGCACCAGUUACCUGCUGGUUCUGAAGGUGCUCAGAGCUCUGAUAGAGAGCUCACAACUCCACCUGAAGGCAACCGCAGCGACCCAGCAGUCACCGGGGAGUCCGAAACCAGCAGCCUGGACACCGGGACACCCAGCGCGGCACCUCCAGCCACGACAAAGACAAAGACCCCAGAGGAUAUUAAGUCAGAGGCUCUAGCAAAAGAGAUCAUCCAUAAAGACAAGUCUCUGGCCGAUAUCUUGGAUCCAGAUUCCAAAAUGAAGACAACCAUGGACUUAAUGGAAGGGCUUUUCCCCAGUGGAACGAGCUUGCUGAAGGAGAACAACAUGAAAAGGAAGAUGACACAGAAGAAAGCUGGCAGGACAGUAACCACAGAAGACACGAAAGAAGAAAAGGAAACUCCUGUGACCCUGGUCACCUGUCCUGCUUAUUACAGUGUUUCGGCACCCAAAGCGGAACUGCUGAAUAAAAUCAAGGACUUGCCAGAAGAAAUAGGCGAGGAAGAGGAGUUGCUGGACAUCAAUGAGAAGAAGGCUGAGCUCAUCGGGAGCUUGACCCACAAGCUGGAAAUCCUGAAGGAAGCCAAGGAGGGCCUGCUUGCAGACAUUAAGAUGAAUAAUGCUCUCGGAGAGGAGGUGGAGCUGCUGAUCAGCCAGCUGUGCAAACCUAACGAGUUUGACAAAUACAAGAUGUUCAUUGGCGAUUUGGAUAAGGUGGUGAACCUCUUGCUCUCCCUCUCAGGACGCCUGGCCCGGGUAGAGAAUGUUUUGAGCAGUCUAGGGGAAAAUGCCAACAGUGAAGAGCGGAGUUCGCUGAACGAGAAGAGGAAACUGCUGGCUGGCCAGCACGAGGACGCCCGGGAACUCAAGGAAAACCUCGACCGUAGAGAACGCGUGGUCUUGGAGAUCCUGGGCAACUACUUCUCCGAGGAACAGCUCCAGGAUUACCAGCACUUUGUCAAGAUGAAGUCCGCGCUCCUCAUAGAGCAGCGAGAGCUGGACGAUAAAAUCAAACUGGGUCAGGAACAGCUCAAGUGCCUGAUGGAAAGCCUCCCCACGGACUUCACGCCCAGGGAUGCGACAGCAGCAGCUGCCCUGGCUGCAGCACUUGCUACCUCCGCCGGGGCCGGGGGUAAAACACCUCCCGCCGCCUCCUCGCUCUGACCAUCCCCAGGUGGACCCUGGGUCACGUCCUCCCGCUCGAGCCUGUUUAACCCGAGUCCUGGGCAGGUGGUUCUCUGCAAUGACAAUGAACAGGUUCAAAACGAGAUUUUAAUGAAGGAAAAAAAAAAGUAGCAAUAAUAAAUGUUUUGUUUUCCUUUCCUUACACCUCUGCUUCCUGGAAACUUAAAUCAAUGUGGACACAAGUCUCCUCCUGCCAGGGAUGAGGAAGAGUCUCACGAGAAAUAAACACAUGACCUGUAAUAAAACACAUGACCUCUUCUCUUCCCUCCCUUUCCUGCCUACCUGGCACCACAUUAAAUAAUGAAGGAUCUAAAAGAAUGAAGCCUUAAAAAUAAAACCAACCCAUUCUACCGAACAUUAUUGAUAUCUAUAUUUUUUAAAGAAAAGACGGAAUGUGUAAGUUUUGUACAUACUCUAAUCAGGUACUUGAUUUUACUUUGUUCUGUAUGUAGAAAAGACACUUAAUUUGUAUUUUGUGCAAACCUUAACAAAAAGAGGGAACCCCAAAGAUAGUCAUGCAGUAGCUUGGAACAUCUCUUCGUGCUUUUGUUGAUGUUGUUGUUCUUGUUUUUUAAUAUAAUAAAGGGCUAUCGGAAGAAGUUUCAA
Molecule: messenger RNA, 7520 nt
Organism: Columba livia (rock pigeon)
Lineage: Eukaryota; Metazoa; Chordata; Aves; Columbiformes; Columbidae
Gene: SHROOM3
Product: shroom family member 3
Exons: 12
Coding region: 798-6893 (2031 amino acids)
Biological process (GO): actin filament organization
Cellular component (GO): apical plasma membrane; apical junction complex; adherens junction
Molecular function (GO): actin filament binding
Source: RefSeq, a predicted model, not a curated record